UUCAGGGAAGGGGUUGUUUCCGGUUUUCUUCUCAUUCUAUUUUCAGAGCUGGGUGAUAAGACAUUCUUCAUUGCCCUGCUUCUCGCUCUCAGAAAGUCCCAGGGGCUCGUCUUUGCAGGAACAUUCGGGGCCCUUGCAGUCAUGACAGUCAUCUCAGUAGCGUUGGGCCAGGUCUUGCACCAACUGGAUGAGCUGUUGCCAGCCAACAGCCUCCCUUUGGACGACAUCUUUGCAGCAGCACUUCUUGUAUUCUUUGGGGUGAAAACGCUGCUGGAUGCCCAGGAUGCCGAUGAAAGUGCAGCCGGCGAGAGAGAUGAAGCUGAAAAGGAAGUUGGCAGCCUUGGAAACGGUGUGUCAGGCGAGGCCCUCGGAUUCGUGCUGUCCACAUUUGCACUGGUCUUUGCUGCUGAAUGGGGCGACAAGUCAUUCCUGGCCACAAUUGCGCUGGCGGCUGCCUCCUCGCCGGCAGGAGUGGUGUUGGGGGCCGUGGGGGGCCAUGGAGUGGCAACAGGCAUUGCUGUGCUCGGUGGUUCCUACCUCAGCCGUUUUGUGUCAGAGAAAGCCGUGCAGUAUCUGGGUGGCACCCUCUUUCUGGUUUUCGCUGCCGCCACCGUCGUCGAUAUUUUUGCUAAGUGA
Molecule: messenger RNA, 636 nt
Organism: Coccomyxa subellipsoidea C-169
Lineage: Eukaryota; Viridiplantae; Chlorophyta; Trebouxiophyceae; Coccomyxaceae
Product: UPF0016-domain-containing protein
Exons: 4
Biological process (GO): Golgi calcium ion homeostasis; manganese ion transmembrane transport; Golgi calcium ion transport
Cellular component (GO): chloroplast thylakoid membrane; Golgi apparatus
Molecular function (GO): calcium ion transmembrane transporter activity; manganese ion transmembrane transporter activity
Source: RefSeq, a predicted model, not a curated record